Messenger RNA from Alternaria atra, 1782 nucleotides. RefSeq lists its product as uncharacterized. NCBI's taxonomy places the organism in Eukaryota, Fungi, Ascomycota, Dothideomycetes, Pleosporales, Pleosporaceae. Gene Ontology annotation, biological process: protein dephosphorylation. Gene Ontology annotation, molecular function: protein serine/threonine phosphatase activity. The coding region runs from base 1 to 1782 and encodes 593 amino acids. The record is from RefSeq and is a predicted model, not a curated record. The transcript is spliced from 2 exons.
AUGCGGGCUGCCUUCCAAGUGCUUCGCUCUGCGCGCCGCCCGUGCCUGCGCAAGCUUGCCCGCAGUCGUGUCGGCGUCUUCGCGCCGAGCAAUGGCCUAGGCUUCCGGGCUCAUCAUCAUCACUACCGCCAGCGCACCUCCCCCAUCGUCCUCGCCUCGUCGAUGCAGUUCCGCGCUCUCACAGGUGCGCUAGUGGCUGCCGCCGUCGCCUCCGGUGCGUUCUACGCUUACAGCGACAAAUCGUCGACAGGUCAUUCGCAUUCACCUGCCGAUCAAGCCAGGAACCUGACCAGCGCCGUAAGUAACGAGCCCACGCGAAAGGCUCUGGUCGUCGGCCCUGGUGAACUUUAUACGGGAACAAUUACUGGCACUGGUCCAAUCUCAAAAGAGACGGAUGACUACGGUAGAAAGGUGCUGGAGAUGUUGGACCCCGACCAAGCUACUGCCAAGUUGAGGAAAAAUGAGGAGUCAUGGCUCGUGGGAAGGGGGCAAGGCGUUGUACGAUACGACGUGGUGCAGAUUCCCAGCAACUCCCCCAUCGAAGACGACCAUGCCGAGAAGAUUAUCGAGGUACCAUCAAACCUGGCGGCUACUGACAAUGGCGCCCCGGCCAGCGACUGGAUGUUCUGGGGUGUCUUCGACGGACACAGUGGUUGGGUUACUUCAGCCAAACUCCGUCAGACCCUCAUUUCCUACGUCGCACGCGAACUCAACACGACCUACAAAUCUGCCGUCGAGGACCCUGCGCUCCACUUCCCGAGCUCUGACGCUAUCGACAAAGCCAUCAAGACAGGCUUCAUCAAGCUAGACAAUGAGAUCGUACAUGAGUCGGUCAAGAAGGUUCGGAAGGCUCAGUCUAAGAUCGCUGCUGCCGAGCUGCUUGCCCCCGCCCUGUCCGGUUCUUGUGCACUGCUAUCCUUCUACGACAGCCGAUCGAAACUAUUGCGGGUUGCAUGCACGGGUGACUCUCGCGCUAUCUUGGGCCGACGAGGCCCUAACGGCAAGUGGACAGUGACUCCUCUGUCUGAAGACCAAACUGGUGGGACCACAAGCGAGGCAGAGCGAUUGCGCAGAGAACACCCAGGUGAGCCUAAUGUGGUACGCAAUGGGCGCAUUCUAGGCGGACUGGAGCCAUCUCGUGCCUUCGGCGACGCCUCCUACAAAUGGUCGCUCGAGACAAACGCAGAGCUCAAGAAGUCCUACUUUUCACGGUCACCGUCAACGCUACUCAAGACUCCCCCAUAUGUCACUGCUGAGCCCGUUAUCACCACAACUAAAGUAGAGCCUGAGAAGGGCGACUUUGUGGUCAUGGCUACUGACGGUUUAUGGGAAAUGCUUACCAACGAGGAGGUCGUUGGCCUAGUUGGUCAAUGGCUCGAUGCUCAGGGCAACCCAAGCAGUCAAGGUUCGCAGACUCAAUCCUGGCUCAAGAGCUGGUGGUCAACACAGAAGCAAUUGCCUGUCGAGCAAAAGACAGGUGAGAAAGGGGAGGGACAGCGUGCACCAAUCCGCCAGCAGCAGUGGGGUACCAAGACCAGCCUGAACGAGCGUUUCGUGGUCGAAGACAAGAAUGCAGCAACUCAUCUUGUUCGAAACGCACUUGGCGGAAAGGACCAAGACCAGCUGAGUGCCCUGCUCACUCUUCCAAGUCCCUUUUCUCGACGAUACAGGGACGAUUUGACGGUUGAAGUCAUCUUCUUCGGAGAAGGCGCAGGUACUGGCAACGUCACUCGAAACCAGGAAGCGAGCGCCGCAGAACCCGAGGCCAAGGCCAAGUUAUAG